Messenger RNA from Zingiber officinale, 831 nucleotides. RefSeq lists its product as uncharacterized. The coding region runs from base 271 to 690 and encodes 139 amino acids. Lineage: Eukaryota; Viridiplantae; Streptophyta; Magnoliopsida; Zingiberales; Zingiberaceae. The transcript has 3 exons. The record is from RefSeq and is a predicted model, not a curated record. Gene Ontology annotation, molecular function: microtubule binding.
ACAAACACGGAAGACGGCCGCAGCGGAAUCGAGAUCGAGAUAGCAUCUCGGAGCCGAAGAUGAGAUGGGCUCACUCUCGAAUCCCCCCGAUCCGUCCUUUACCGCGGCGGAGGAAGACGUCGAGUCAUCGGUGCCGCCGCCGGUGGCAAGUCCUGGCUCAUUAUCAAUGUAGGAUUACUGGAUUAUAAGGUUGAUCUAAACCACUAUUGUCAAUCACCCAAACAUUUGGACAAGGAGAAUUUAUCCUCUAUUGAAGAAGACAGUUUGGACAUGUCAACUUUUUCUAAAUUGGGAACAACACAGAAGAGGAGCAAAAAGGAUAAUGGUGUUAACUUGAGGAAAAGCUUAGCUUGGAACCCAGCAUUUUUCACUGAAGAAGGUGUGCUCAAUCCAUUGGAGCUGUGUGUCCUUAGUGGAUCUUCCUUGAGGUCGAAGGAGAAGGUUCUUUCUGUGGUCAAUGGACAGAUGUCACCACUACUAGGAGGACUCCAUGAUAGAACUCCCGUCAAUGCUGUUGACCACCAGAAGUUCUAUGGCAAAAUGGAUGCACUUUCUGCAAGCAAAAACAACAUACAAUUUAAAGCAGAGAAUCUACAUAGCAAGUUAAAUGGUUCAAUUUGGGAAGAACUGCAAGAGGUAAAGGUUAUUGUUUUUCAAGAUAUAAGUUGCAUUUCGUUCCUAAUACUGUGAGGGUUCAACUCCCUCUAAGCCAUUAUAUUUGCAACUGUUGGUGCAAUAUCCCUCAGGUCAAGGUUGACCUGGGUAACCAAGCUGAGUCUUGGUUUGGGUUUAGAUGUUUGACAAUAAGAUAUUGAUUGAAGAAGAGUCAAG